AGUCACCCGUAUCUUCAUUGUCACAGCAAGCCGCACGAGACUUUCAGCUGACCCCAAGGUAUGCUUCGCAGAUCCCGGCUGUUCUUGGAUCAAUAAGGUACUUUGAUUGCCUACCCACCGGCACCUCAUGGUAGCUGUCUGCCACUCCCUCUCUAGGGCAAACCGCGGUGGCCAGCAAAUCAACCAACCGUGUUUCCUGCAUUUUCCUUUCGCCCGGUAUCUCGGUGCGGCAGCCCCUGUUGGCGGAUAGCAUCUCAAGCUUGCAUCCGGGGCCCGUACUUCAUCUUAUAGCCCUUCUCAGCGCAGGACAGGGCUCACACAAGCACGGCAACCGGCCAUCCAGCCAAGAGGCACUCGUCAGACCAUGGCUCUCGAUCCAUACUCGUCCUCAGAGGGGGGGUUGACUCACGGUCCCUGCGACCCCAAGACUCACUCGCCUUCAUCACACUCCACGUUUCAAGCAUCCAGGGGAAACAACCCCCUCGCGGCCAAGCUGUCAGCCAUCUUGUCUACUUCGUAUUCCGACGCGGAAUUCCGCGAGGCGCUGGCUCUACUCGACAAACGCGGCGCUGGCAACGAUGCCAGAACGAGGCGCCAUAUUCGACUAGAUGUGCAUAAGGAGGUCAUUUCUAGUAACAGCCUAAUAGUAGACGAGUUCGGGCGAGUGGCCGAUCAACUGCGUCAAGUACGGACAAUCCUUGGGGAAAUGAACGCCGAGUAUGACAAAAUGAAUAAUGAGAUUCUUGCUGCUCACGAGGAGACCUCUUCCGCAAUACUGGACUCCGCGGCGCUGCUCGAGCAGCGGAUGCAGGUAGAGACAAAGCAGCGGGUUCUUGACACAUUCAAGGACCACUUCUUGAUGUCGGAUGACGAGGUCGCCUCAUUGACGUCAACUGCCGAGCCAAUAGACGACAAGUUCUUUGAUACCCUUUCAAAAGCAAAAUGUAUCAAUCAGAAUUGCGAGAUCUUGCUCGGCUUUGAACGACAGACACUCGGCUCCGACUUAAUGGAACAGUCUUCCCAAGACAUCAAUUUCGGCUUCCAAAAGCUGUACAAAUGGGUACAGCGGGAGUUCAAGACCCUGAAUAUGGAGAAUCCUCAGCUUAACACAUUCAUCAGGCGAGCACUUCGCGUUCUGGCUGGACGACCAUCUCUGUUCCAAAAUUGCUUGAAUUCCUUUGCCGAGGCCCGAGAUCGCAACUUGUCGGAUUCCUUUCACCUCGCCUUAACUGGCGCCAAUGCUUCCGGAGCGGGGGAGUCAUCUAUAAAGCCCAUCGAUCUGACAGCGCACGACCCCCUUCGCUACGUUGGCGACAUGCUUGCUUGGGUUCAUUCUGCCACCGUGAGUGAGCGCGAGGCUCUCGAAGUUUUGUUUGUUGCAGAAGGGGAUGAACUCGCCGAGGGGUUUAGGUCUGGGCGAGACGCGGAAAUAUGGCGUCUCGUGAUGGAAGAUGACGACGAGUCUCGUGAAGACUUCAACGCUCUCAAGGCCUUGGGAGAUUUGGUCGAUCGGAACGUUGCCGGUGCAGCGAGAGCACUUCGACAACGCGUCGAGCAAGUCAUUCGAUCCAAUGAGGAGACCAUCUCGGCCUAUAAGUUGGCCAUGCUGAUCAAAUUCUACCGGAUCACAUUUCACAGGCUUCUAGGGCCCAAUGCCAGCCUCGUUGAAUGUGCUGUCAGCCUUGAGGAAGAAGCACUGCGACAGUUCCGCGCGCUGGUCAGAGACCACAUCGCUGCCCUGCAGCGGGAGUUCCACCACGCGCCACCCGACCUUGGGCCACCGUCGUUUCUUUCCGACGCGCUGAGACAGCUGGGUACAAUCAUGGAGACGUACGAAUCCUCUCUCUCUACCGCGGAAGAUCGCGAGAGUGAUUUCGAGGGUGUCUUAGCUGAAGCGUUUGAGCCUUUCCUGGCUGGAUGUGACAAUAUGGCACGGCUACUGCAGGCACCGGCGAACGCGAUAUUUAUAAUAAACUGCAGGCUUGCAGCAGUCAAGUGCCUCGAGACAUUUGCCUUCACCCAGCAGCGCGCAAGUCGCCUGCAGCAGAGCAUAAAGGGCACGUCAGAAGACCUGGUUGUCAACCAGCAUCAGUUUUUCUGCAUCAGCUCCGGGCUUGGACCUUUACUAGGCAGCGCCGGUGAGGCAUGUUCUGAGAGCGAUACGAAGCAUCUGACCAGAGAUGCCCUUCUAAGGGCUAGUGAGCAACUGGAUGAAUUCCUGCCAUCAGCAAUGAUGGAUGCCAUGGAGCGACUGAAGCGACUGCAAGAUACGGCUCUUGCUCGACACGCCACAGAGGAGGCUGCGAGUCGUUUCUGUAGGGAUUUCAAUGAUUUGGAGCAAAAAAUUGAGAACAUGGACGAGCGCGAGGCCUCGCAAGGAGCGAAUGAACCUGGUUUUAGAUCAGUGUUCCCUCGCACAACAGCUGAGAUGCGGGUAUUGCUGUCUUGAGCAGAACCCAGCAUGAGAAUCUAUUUGCCAGCAACGUACUUCGUACGAUGUGCGUUAUUUAACCGGCCCGCGCGUCUCACUAAUAAACCUAUUUUGGGCUUAGGUGCGAAUAACGUACUACGAGAGCUAUUAGCAAUUUAAACAGACCUUAAUUUAUAUACUUACC
Messenger RNA from Purpureocillium takamizusanense, 2615 nucleotides. It is a transcript of the gene COG6, whose product is annotated as Golgi transport complex subunit 6. The transcript has 2 exons. Gene Ontology annotation, cellular component: COG complex. Lineage: Eukaryota; Fungi; Ascomycota; Sordariomycetes; Hypocreales; Ophiocordycipitaceae. Gene Ontology annotation, biological process: intra-Golgi vesicle-mediated transport. The record is from RefSeq and is a predicted model, not a curated record. The coding region runs from base 365 to 2449 and encodes 694 amino acids.